CUCUCUCUCUCUCGCUAUCCCAAAUGAUGUGUUUUCUCCCACCAACCACCAUUACUUCAUUGCUUUGCAUCACAGUGCAAAAGGCAUAAACUUUGUUGGGUUGGGUUGUGCCUCGCUGAAUCGAUCUCUCUUUCUUUUCGUUUCUCCCCCAUUUUGUUUUCCUUCUCCCUUACGCCUUUCCUUUUACCCCAUUCUUUCCACUGCCGAUAAAAGUGGGGGAAAACUGGCUUGUGAACUAAUCUAUCCCAGCUGCCUGCUGUGAAAAGGAGAAAGAAGCGGGGAAAAAGGGAACAACUUUUGUUUACUCAUUCUUGAUUGCUACGCGGGUUUGCUUGUUUGUGGUGCAAAGUUUGGAGCUUUACAACGAGCUGAAAUGACCCAUUGGAGCUGGAGGAGACUGGUGCUUGUGGUUUUGAGAUUGAAGUGAAGCAAAGGGGCUUUUCUGGGUUCUUUCUGAGUUUUCUACGCCAUGAAUACUGGCGGAAGACUCAUUGCUGGUUCUCACAACAGGAAUGAGUUCAUUCUCAUCAAUGCCGAUGAGACUGCAAGAAUUCGAUCGGUGCAAGAAUUGAGUGGCCAAGUGUGCCAGAUAUGUGGUGAUGAGAUCGAGAUCACAGUGGACGGAGAGAUAUUCGUUGCAUGCAACGAAUGUGCUUUUCCCGUGUGCAGACAUUGUUACGAGUACGAGAGACGAGAGGGCAACCAGGCUUGUCCUCAGUGUAAAACCAGAUAUAAGCGUCUCAAAGGUAGUCCUAGGGUCGAUGGUGACGAGGAAGAAGAUGGUGUCGACGAUCUGGAGCACGAAUUUGAUUAUGGGGGCUUUGACGGUUGGGGUCCAGAACAAGUUGCAGAAGCAAUGUUUGCUUCAAGACUCAAUACUGGCCGUGGGUCCCACCUUAACGAUGCCUCUGGAGUUUCUGCACAAUCAGAACUCAAUGCUUCACCACUAGACUCUACAAUUCCUCUGCUCACCUAUCGCAAUGAGGAUGUUUAUAUCACUUCUGAUGAUCAUGCUCUUAUUGUUUCCCCUCGGUCGAGUCAUGGAAAUAGAGUUCAUCCGAUGCCUUUUCCAGAUCCAUCUACACCACUGCAACCCAGACCUAUGGUUCCACAGAAGGACAUAGCUGUAUAUGGCUAUGGAAGUGUCGCGUGGAAGGAUAGAAUGGAAGAGUGGAAGAGAAGGCAAAGCGACAGACUUCAGGUGGUCAAGCAUGAGGGAGGAAAUGGUGGUGGAAACUUCAAUAGUGAUGAACUUGAUGACCCUGAUUUGCCCAUGAUGGACGAGGGCAGGCAGCCGCUUUCGAGGAAGUUACCUGUUCCUUCAAGCAAGAUAAACCCAUAUAGACUUGUGAUUAUCAUCCGUCUCGUGAUCGUGGGGCUGUUCUUCCACUACAGAAUUCUUCACCCCGUCAAAGAUGCAUUUGGAUUGUGGCUAACAUCAGUCAUAUGUGAAAUAUGGUUUGCCUUAUCAUGGAUUCUUGACCAGUUCCCAAAAAUGUACCCCAUAGAACGAGAAACAUACCUCGAUCGACUGUCACUAAGGUAUGAAAAAGAAGGCAAACCAUCGGAGCUAGCUAGCAUAGAUGUAUUUGUUAGCACGGUGGACCCCAUGAAAGAACCCCCAUUAAUAACUGCAAAUACCGUUCUCUCUAUUCUUGCUGUGGACUACCCUGUUGAUAAGGUCUCUUGUUAUGUCUCUGACGAUGGUGCCGCUAUGCUCACCUUUGAAGCUCUCUCGGAGACAUCUGAAUUCGCUAGGAAAUGGGUUCCUUUCUGUAAGAAGUUCAAUAUAGAGCCCCGAGCACCUGAGUGGUACUUCUCCCAGAAGAUUGAUUACUUGAAGAAUAAGGUCCAUCCCUCAUUCGUUAGGGAACGACGUGCUAUGAAGAGGGAUUACGAAGAGUUUAAAGUUAGGAUCAAUGGAUUGGUUUCGACAGCACAAAAGGUUCCGGAAGAUGGUUGGACAAUGCAAGAUGGAACUCCAUGGCCUGGCAACAAUGUGCGGGAUCAUCCUGGCAUGAUUCAGGUAUUCCUUGGACAGAGUGGUGUCCGUGACGUUGAAGGAGAUGAGUUGCCUCGUUUAGUUUACGUUUCUCGUGAGAAGAGACCAGGGUUUGACCAUCACAAAAAGGCCGGGGCUAUGAAUGCACUGAUACGAGUUUCAGCAGUGCUGUCAAACGCUCCUUACAUGCUCAACGUCGAUUGUGAUCAUUACAUCAAUAACAGCAAGGCUCUUAGAGAAGCCAUGUGUUUCAUGAUGGACCCAACUUCAGGGAAGAAAGUCUGCUACGUGCAGUUCCCUCAGAGAUUCGAUGGGAUUGAUCGACACGAUAGAUACUCUAAUAGGAAUGUCGUCUUUUUUGAUAUCAACAUGAAAGGCCUGGAUGGUUUACAAGGACCAAUUUACGUCGGUACUGGCUGUGUCUUUCGGAGGCAAGCUCUUUACGGUUAUGAUGCACCCGUCAAGAAGAAGCCUCCAGGGAAGACCUGCAACUGCUGGCCUAGAUGGUGCUGCCUGUGCUGUGGUCCGAGAAAGAACACGAAAUCAAGUGCCAAGAAGAGCAAGAAGAAAUCAAAGGGCAGGGAAUCGUCGAAUCAAGUCCAUGCUCUUGAAAAUAUUGAAGGACAGAAUGAGUUGAUUACCAAGAAGUCUUCUGAAGCACCUCAGACCAAAUUGGAGAAGAAAUUUGGGCAGUCGCCGGUAUUUAUAGCCUCUGCACGUCUUGAAGACGGUGGAGUUCCAAGGGAUGCCAAUCCUGCUGCCUUGCUGAGAGAAGCCAUUCAGGUUAUCAGUUGUGGUUAUGAAGACAAAACAGAAUGGGGCAAAGAAGUGGGGUGGAUCUAUGGCUCAGUUACGGAGGACAUUCUGACAGGGUUCAAGAUGCAUUGCCACGGAUGGCGAUCUGUAUAUUGCAUGCCUAAAAGACCGGCAUUCAAAGGAUCGGCUCCUAUUAACCUGUCCGAUCGUCUGCACCAAGUUCUUCGAUGGGCAUUGGGGUCAGUAGAGAUUCUCUUGAGCAGACAUUGCCCGCUAUGGUAUGGAUAUGGUGGUGGGUUGAAGUCGCUGGAGCGAUUUUCAUACAUAAACUCCGUCGUCUAUCCUUUGACCUCCAUUCCCUUACUGGCUUACUGCACAUUGCCAGCGAUCUGUCUUCUCACUGGCAAGUUCAUUGUCCCUCAGAUUAGCAACUAUGCCAGCGUACUGUUCAUGCUACUCUUCGUAUCAAUCGCUGCUACGAGUCUCCUCGAGAUGCAGUGGGGUGGUGUUGGGCUCGAUGAUAUAUGGCGAAAUGAGCAGUUCUGGGUGAUUGGUGGUGUCUCAUCCCACCUCUUCGCCCUCUUCCAGGGUCUCCUCAAGGUCUUGGCCGGUGUGAACACCAACUUCACUGUGACUUCGAAGGCAGCCGAUGAUGGAGAGUUCUCGGACCUCUAUAUCUUCAAGUGGACUUCCCUCCUCAUCCCUCCAACGACACUGUUGAUUAUGAACAUCGUUGGAGUUGUGGUCGGGAUCUCUGAUGCAAUCAACAAUGGCUACGACUCAUGGGGUCCACUGUUCGGUAGGCUGUUCUUCGCUAUAUGGGUGAUCGUCCAUCUUUACCCUUUCCUUAAGGGGUUGCUAGGGAAGCAGGACAGGAUGCCAACGAUCAUUCUGGUGUGGUCGAUUCUCCUAUCGUCGAUAUUGACCUUGCUUUGGGUGAGAGUCAACCCAUUCGUGUCGAGAGACGGUCCUGUGUUGGAGGUCUGUGGGUUGAACUGUGACUGAAUAAAGAACCACAACAAUGGUGACUGGAUAUUACCAUGCCAGUGUGUAGAAGGUUGUUGUGAAUGGGAAUUUUUGGUAUGUAGACAGUUAGGGUUUUGGGGGGUGUAGAUAUUUGUAGGGCAAGAAGACAUUGGUCGUUUCUUUUUCUUUUCUGGGUAGUUAAUUCUUUAAUUUAAUUGUUAGCUUGGGAGAGGGUUGUGAGUUGUGAGUAUUGAUUGAAGGAUUUUUGUGAAUCCUAAGAGUUGAAUACACCCUUGUGGUAACAUAAAUUCAAUACAAAAAUGCCCGAAACUACAAAUAUUGGGUUCUUUUUGGAAACUAUAACUAGCGAUUCAUCUUUAUUUCUUUGUUCACAAAUGUAAAAUCUUUUGAGGUAUUGAAGGGAAUUGAAUCUGUACAAUGAUUCGGUUCAAUCUUGGUCGUAUUAGACCGAUUUGGGUCACAGUCUAGAUCGAAUGGUUGCUCAUGCUUAGCAAUCUGUACAAGCAAGAUUCAGUAUCUGAUAUUUGUUGAAAGAAUUACAUGAAAGUCAAGAGAAGCCAACCAACAAAAAGGUCCAAUUUGUUAACCAGCUUCUGGAGGAGCUGACAUUUAUUGAGGCAGGUUUUCCAAGCUUGAUCUGAAAAACAAACCAUGACUAACUCAGCAGCCCCUCGGGCUUCAAUGAAUAUAAAGUUGUUCAAUCAAGCAUCAAGCUUCAGCAAACAUCAAUGGUGGUUGAUAAAGAUAAACAUAAAACAAGGAGUUGAUAUGCCAGGAAUGGCUGCAACUGUACCUUUUCGGCUUCAUAGAUAAAGUAGUUCAUCAAGUCUGUAUGGCUAUAUGACCAAAGAAAGGCAGAGGGAAAAGCUUCAAUCUAUAUCAAGGAUUUAUGAUUUUUCGACUUUCGAGGUUGAACAAAUUUGCAUUCGUAUAAUCCCAAUUUGCAGUGACUUGCAUCAUACUCUGCUAUUGCACCUCUGCCAGUCGGAACAAUAAAUCCAAUGUAGGGCUUGAACAAGAUUUUGAUCAGAGCCUACACUCAUCAGCUCCACGUCCACGUGUAAUACCUCCAAGGGUUCAACGAUCCUAUCAAACUCAAGGUGCGACUUAUCUCCAGAAAGAAAAACACUUCCACCGUCGUUCAUCUCAAUCCAACUGCACCCAGGUUGUUUCUUGACUCCAUUUUUCUUCAUUUGGGUCAAAACUCUCUCCACCUCGUUCAACCUUCCAACGCUAGCAUAUAUCUCUGCCAAAAUCAUGUACGUGCCAGACCUAUUUGGUUCAAUCGCCAACACAUUCUCAGCAGCAACUGCACCAACUUCAACAUUUCUGUGAACUCUACAAGCUCCAAGUAUAGCUCCCCAGACACUAACGGGAACUUCAAGCCCAUCAGCUCUCAUUUGGUCUAUAAAACUCAUAGCUUCAUCAAUCAGCCCAAACCUUCCAAAUAGAUCCACGAUACAAGUGUAAUGUCCGGCUGUUGGCUGCAGAAAGCACUCGUCUUUCAUAUAAUCGAAGUAGUAUUUACCUUUUUCCACCAAUCCUGCAUGGCUACAAGCAGACAGAACGGCAAUAAAGGUUAACUCAUUAGGCUUCACAUCGCUAAAUCUCAUUUCUUCGAACAUCUCAAGGGCUUGUGGUCCAAGACCAUGGUGGGAAAAUCCAGAGAUGAUCGAGUUCCAAGAAAUGACGUUAUGGGUAGGCAUGGAGGAGAAGCAACGCAAAGCAGAGGUCAUAUUCCCACAUCUGGCAUACAUAGUGAUCAUUGCAUUGCAUACCUCGAUAGUGUGAUUUAGUGCCGUCUUGAUACUCUGUGCACAUACUUGUUCGCCUAGGCAUAAGGCUGGUAACUCUGAACAAAUUGUCAAGAUGCUAGUGAAAGUAGCCUUAUCAGGUGAUAACUCUGAUUCUUUCAUCAUCAUAAACAAUUUGACGCCUUCUUCCUUAAGAUCAUUUUCUCCUAGUCCACAUAUCAUCACAUUGCAUAACGUUACAUCUAGACUACGCAUCGAGUAAAACAGGCUAACUGCAGCUCCUACUUCACCUGCCCUGAAGUAUCCGACGAUUAUGUUAGUCCAUGACACAAUGUCGCCAUAUGGAAGCUUUUCGAGGAGGGCAUGAACUGGUUUAGGUGCUCCAUUUUCCAUUAAUUUCAGCAGCAGCAAGUUCCACGUAGUGUGACAUUUCUCAGGUGCUUCCAAAUAGAGGCUAAGAGCAUCACUGAGUCUUCCACAAGUGACUAACCCAUUUAUCAAUUGCCUCCAAGAAUCAUAGUCUUUUUGUUCUGCCUUGUGAAACAAGUUUUCUGCCCGGCCCAGCUCCCCGAUUCUGAUAUAUGCAGCAAUCAAGGAAUUGGAAGCAUGAGAGUCUUUGAGCGGCAUCUGCUCGUACAACUCAUGAGCUUCAACAAGACGCCCUUCCUUAGCCAAGCCAGAAACCAUAACUAUCCAAGACACUGUGUCUCUCCCUCUCAUCCCGAGAGGCAUUUCAUGAAACAAUUGCAUCGCCUCGUCGAUCAUUCCUUUGUGAACAUAACCGGCAAUGAUGGAGUUCCAGGUAACUACAUCUCUAGAGUCCAUCUUAUCGAAGACCUUCCUAGCACCAAACAGAUCACCGCUCUGGACCAGCCCGGAGAUCAUUGUGUUGUAUGUAUAGAUAUCAGGAUUGGGAAUGGAACCCAACAACCCGAAGGCUUUUUCCUUCUGUCCAUUCUUGAAAUAGCCGUUUAUCAUGGUGUUCCAAGUCACAACAUUUCGAUCAGGCAUUUCGUCGAACAAAUUCUCUGCUUCCUCGACCAGGCCACCUCUCAUGAAGCCAGAGAGCUUGGAGUUGAGAAGCUUGAGAUAAGGGAGGGCUGAAGAGAGUUGGCAUUGAGUGGAUAAUGUUUGAGUUGAGAAACAGAGCGAACUAUUAAGGUUGAGAGAGACAGUUCGCGUGCGCUUGAGCAGGUGAACGCACCAAGAAGCAGUGAACAUACUCUAAUUUGUUCGUAAAAGUUUAGAAUCUGCCAGCACGAGCAAGAACUGAAACCAUCCCAAAUACACGAUAGUUCACCAUAUCAUGGCUUAAGAACGCAGUGCGCAAAUCAUCAACCUUUGACCUUUCCCAUUCCAGUCAAGACGCUCCAUUCAGAUUCACCAUUUCAGUCAAUUCCACGUACGAAACAAGAAGCACGUAAAGCUGCUGAUCCGAAGAGAAAGCAAUGAACUUGGCUGUGAAUUUCUCCUGUUAGCCCAAGAUGAACCGCAUACAGGCGAAAAACCAGCCAAGAUAAGCGAAAGAAGAAUAGUGUUCCUCGCUUUUGAUUGGCCCGCAGCUGAAGCACUAACGGGUAAAGAGCGUAAAAAUCCCCAGAAGUCUAAAUUUGUUUCCCAUUUGGUCUUCAAAAGUUUUCCGGGUCUGGGGUGGAAUUGAUGAACUAGUGGCGGCUUGCUGGCGGAAGUCGGAAAGGAGCUUCGCGCCGGCGGCAAUGGAGCGGCGGGAUCGUUUUUUGCCCCCUUUUGAUUGGCGAUGGAAUCGACUUUUAGGGAUUGAAAAUUUGAAAUU
This is a messenger RNA of Linum tenue, 7291 nucleotides long. NCBI's taxonomy places the organism in Eukaryota, Viridiplantae, Streptophyta, Magnoliopsida, Malpighiales, Linaceae. The record is from the annotation of a GenBank genome assembly.